AUCAUCGUCAUCAUCAGAUAGAUAUAUUCCGUCCGUGCUCAUCCACCCACCCCCACCUAUAUAUAAUUGCCUCAUCUCCUCUUCUUCCCUCUCUAUCUUUCUUUCUGAUUUCUCAUUAAUUUCGCAUCAAGCUAGCUUGUGAUCAGCAAUGGACGGCGAGAUGGAUUGGAUCGCGGCGCGCUUCGUCCUGUCGGCGAUAAUGGGGGUGCACCCGCUGGUGGCCGUCGACGACGCCGGGGCCGAUGACGAGCACUUCCCGGUGGACGACGCCGCAGCCGUCCACGGCCACGCGUCGCCGCCUCCUGUCGCGCUGCCGGCGGCGGUGCUGGCGCCGGAGGAGGUGGCCGGCGCGGUGGUGUGCGCGGUGUGCACGGAGGAGGUUGCGGCGCGGCAGGCCGUGGUGCGGCUGCCCUGCGCGCACUGGUACCACGCCGGUUGCAUCGGGCCGUGGCUGCGGAUCAGGACCAACUGCCCGACCUGCCGCGCCGAGCUGCCGCGGGAGCCCGCCGCCGCCGACUGGCGUGUCCCGCGGCGCCCGGCGGUGGCGGAGACAGCCGGCAGCCGCCUGCGGCGGGAGGCGUCGUAUACGAUGCUCGCAGGCACGUUGCCCAGCUAAUCAAUCAUCAUCGAUCAAUAGAUUAAUUUAUUAUACUAUGUACAUGUGUAAAUUAAUCGGCAUGUAUAUACAACGAAGGUGAAGUGAAAAUUGUACAGAGGCAAACUCACGUAAACCCAGCGCCCGCUGGAUAGAACGGAACGAUCUAUGAAAGAUAACAUUUUUAAUUAAUCUGCUAUUUGCUUGGUGAUUAACUUGCUCUUAGUUCCCAA
Molecule: messenger RNA, 828 nt
Organism: Oryza sativa Japonica Group (Japanese rice)
Lineage: Eukaryota; Viridiplantae; Streptophyta; Magnoliopsida; Poales; Poaceae
Product: E3 ubiquitin-protein ligase RDUF2
Biological process (GO): protein ubiquitination
Cellular component (GO): cytoplasm
Molecular function (GO): ubiquitin protein ligase activity
Source: RefSeq, a predicted model, not a curated record